UAUAGAGUGAAUUGUUUUUGACAUAUUAUUUCAUAAUAUAAAUUAUAGUGUUUAUUGUUUACAUAUGAUUUUCAUAUUAAAGAAUAGUGAGCACGUCACAUUUCGGUGUUUAAAUUAAAAAUAUAGAAACAAUAUUUGAUAAAGUCCAAUUGACAUGUCAAUCACUGCACAGUUUAGAAAUUCAGUCGAUUGUUGCAGAUAAGCAUAUAAAUUCCAUUAAUCUAUUAUGGAUUUGUCAUCGAGCUCCAAUUGUCCUCCGACACCUCCACAUUUGGAAGGAUGUCCAGCUACCCCCACAAGAUUACCGGCGUUUAAAUCGAAUUCGGGAAGCCCUAAUCCUUCAGAUGAUUCUUCGAACGAAGGCAGACUGUCAGUUGCAUCGGACAAUGCUGAUAACAGGGCCUCACCACCUCCUAAUUGUGCUAUUUGUUUAUAUAAGUGCAAAAACAAAUGCUUUACGGACUCAUGCCUGCACCAGUUUUGUUUUACAUGUUUAUUACAGUGGAGUAAGGUGAAACCAGAAUGCCCUUUAUGCAAACAAUCUUUUAAGUCUAUAAUUCAUAAUGUAAGAUCCAAUGAUGAUUAUGAAGAAUACUUAGUAAGGCCUACAAUAACUACCAUAGCAGAACCGCUGCUUGUUACUAAUUAUCAUCUUCCUCAUGCUGAUCGUGUUGGACAAAGAUAUCGAUUCAGGACUACUUUAAACAUUCAACGACAGGAAGAAAUAGCUCUACAGAAUUAUUUAAUGGAUCAUCCUUUGACCAAUAGUUUUAUGCUUUCUAGUAAUCCAUUUUUUGAUGUCUCUGUCAGGAAUACUUCAUUAAGGCGCGCACGACAUAGUAAUCAAGCUGGCAGUGAUUUCAGAUCAGUCGUUUAUAGAAGUAAUUUAUGGGCUACUCCUCUGCCUGAUAUAACUGGACGUUUUAGAGAAUGUUCAGCUCAUUUUUAUAGGAAUAAUCCAGCACAGAAGCAUAGACUAAUGCCAUGGCUAGAUCGAGAAUUGAAAGUACUUUUAAACCAAAAUCAACCUCAUAUGAGUUAUGUCUUGGGUAUUAUAUCAGAACUCAUUCCAGUUCAUGAUAUAAAUUCUGCUCAGUUUCGAUCAGCUAUCUCGCCAUAUUUUACUAACAAUACCGAUCAUUUUGUUCAUGAAUUCUAUCAAUUUGCCCGCUCACCAUUUGAUAUGAUAGGUUAUGAUAGAGAUGUCCAAUAUGUAUCAGAGGAAUAUCUUAUGGGCACCACGCCGAGUGUAAUUAGCAGUUCUUCUGAUUCAGAUGAUUCUGAUGUUAGAAUUAUUUCACCAGAUGCUACUCCUGCUCUUAAUCUAAUGGUUAAUAAUGAUGAUUCCGUGAUAUAUGUGAAUGAUGAAAGCACUUCAGUCAUGCUAACAUCUGAACCCAGAGUAGAUAACUCAUCAAAUUCACAAAACAAUGGACUGGAUUCAUUUAUUUCUAUUGAGACUAUAUCACCAACUAGUAGUGAUGAUGAUUCUGAUGCCUGUGUAAUUACUGGUGUUGUUAAACCACCUCAGGAUAGAACCCCAGAAUUAGUAACACUGGAUACAGAUAAUGAUGACACAGAUGUUGUAAGUGUUCAUAGUGAAGCUGAGAGAAGUAGUGUCUCGAACUGGUCAGAUAAUAACAAUGUAUCUCAACUAAAUCAACCAAGCACUAGCAGAGCUUGGAAUAGAAAACGGAAAUUUCCUCCUGCUUCUAGAACAAGGCCUAAAUCACCACCAGCAUAUAGAAGUAGUAGUGAUAGUGAUUCUGAUUUUAAUUUGCCAUUAGCUGCAUACCAAAAAUCUAUGUCUGAGAUAUUGCUAAAGCGAUUUCAAGAUGGUCAGCAAAAUAGGAAACCCGACUCGGAUAGCGAAGAUCAUGGACAUAAGAAGAAAAAGCUUAAUUCAAAGAAAGGGAAAUCACUUGUUCGAAAUGGUACUGCCAGCUCUAGUAAAACAGGUAAUAGGAGUAGUAAUGAAAAGCGAACCUAUGAAAGCAGCUCAACAACUGAACAUGACACAAGCAGCAAUAGCAGUUCUAGCAGAGAAAAGAAGUGUAAAUUAAAAAGUGUUGUGGUGAAGAAAGAUGACAACAUGGCUGCAGAUGAUCCGAUAACGGUCAACCUGCCAAACUCAAACGGUCAUACAUUUGACGAGUCUGAAUCAUCAGAAAUUAAUGUUACUGAUGAAUCAAACUUCCAAGAGGAUAUAAAUUUUUAAGUGAUUAGGGUAAUUGUAAAUAAGUGCAAU
Molecule: messenger RNA, 2248 nt
Organism: Ctenocephalides felis (cat flea)
Lineage: Eukaryota; Metazoa; Arthropoda; Insecta; Siphonaptera; Pulicidae
Gene: Topors
Product: E3 ubiquitin-protein ligase Topors
Exons: 5
Coding region: 227-2218 (663 amino acids)
Biological process (GO): protein polyubiquitination; protein monoubiquitination
Molecular function (GO): ubiquitin protein ligase activity; metal ion binding
Source: RefSeq, a predicted model, not a curated record